AUUAGUUAAAGCUUUGCCGUCGAUAAAGAAACAUGUUUUCCUUAAUUUUAUCAUUUCUUAUUUCUGCUAGUGUUGUAGUGGUGUUUAGAUAUAUUAAUACGAAAUAUAAGCCGCCUGUGCUUGGGAUAUAUCAGCAGGAAAACAAAAAUUUCUGGCCUAAAUUUCUGUUUAUGUACGUCGUUUUAAAGUUGAAGCAGUUGAAAACCUAUGUGUCGCGUCUUGCAUCGGAAUAUGGUACCGGUGGGACCAUACACGUCCAAGAGCAUGAUUUGGAGCUUGAACAGAAGUUCAAUCUUGGCAGUUUCCCUAAGUCAGUAGAUGCAGUGUACUUCAACGGGCUAUCAAAGGAGGGUGACCGCGUGGUGUGUGGAGUAGCGAGAAGGCCGAAUCAGGCCUGUGAUGCCUUCCUCUACUUGAAGGUGAAAGAUGGUGAGCUUCUCCUGUCUCCGCAGCUGCCGGACUCAUACCUGUCCCAGACGCCAGAAGACGGUGAUGAUUACAAGGUGCAGGGCAUCUCGGCACAGAACUUCAUCCCUAUGCGCACUUGGAAGGUCUCUUAUAAUGGGAAGAUGAAGUCUCGCGACAAUCCUGACAAGACAGUGAGCGUGGUAUCGGAUCUGACUUGGUCGGCGGGCUGGGCGCCAUUCGAGUACGACACUCAGAUCUCCGCGCGCAGCACGGCGCGGGACAUGGCGAGGGAGCCGUGGUCGCGGGACUACUUCCAGCUGUUGCAGAAAUUGCACCAGAAACAUUACGAGCAAAUGGGAUUCAUAGCUGGCACCGUCACCAUUGAUGGGAAAUCCCAUGAGAUUCAUAUACCUUGUGUAAGAGAUAGAACUUGUGCAACAAUUCGUGAAUGGCGCAACUUCCACAGAUACGUGCUGCAUUUCAUAUUCCUGGAGAACGGGGACUGUAUGGCUGUUGGUAGUGUGUCCCAGCCCUCUAUAUUGUCACACUUAACCAUAGGCUACGUGUGCCGCAAGGACCAGACCGUGUGUGCAGUAGACAGCUGCGACUUCCAGCUAUACCAGCACGGCGAGCAUCAGAUACUGCCCAAGGACUACGGCUUUACCUUUGAAGCUGGUGGCGAGUCCUACGUAGCUCAAGUACAAGUUUUCGAUGAAGACUAUUUCUAUAUCGGCAAAGAGAGAGACACCAAGAUAUACGAGAGAUGGAGCGACGUCAUUAUAAACGGAGUAAAGGGGGUUUCCUGCGUGGAAUGGCAGUAUAAUAAUGUUUAAGUAAUUGUAAUUUUGU
Messenger RNA from Aricia agestis (brown argus), 1257 nucleotides. RefSeq lists its product as uncharacterized. NCBI's taxonomy places the organism in Eukaryota, Metazoa, Arthropoda, Insecta, Lepidoptera, Lycaenidae. The transcript is spliced from 9 exons. The record is from RefSeq and is a predicted model, not a curated record. The coding region runs from base 33 to 1241 and encodes 402 amino acids.